AUGUUGAGAUCGUUUUUUCGCUUAGCCAACACUAACAAUGUCAAGACUAACACCAUCACCAUAUUCCACGACUCAAAUUCCAAGUUAUCACAUCACUUGUUGGGCAAGUUAACAGGAUACAGCCAGUUGCCAAACACGUUCCACAGGACCAACGGUGUUGGAUGGUUCCAGAACGCGAGUGCGCAUCGCCAGAGCGCAUCACCAGCAGGCAUCAUCUCAAAUAAGUUCAAUUUGGAAUUGAAGAUGAAUCAGACGCCAUCGUACCAGGACUACUACUUUAUCCACGAACACUGCACUGACAUACAUCCUGACAACUGUACCAGUUUUGAAAAGAAGUUUCCAUUCUUGUUUGAACUGCAAAAUAUCACUUUGUGCAACCAGACGGCCACGAAGCAGAACAAGCAGAAACGUUUUAUCAACGACUUACAGUUAUUACUGCAAGAGGAUUACAACCAAUUUUCUGAACAGAAAAACUUCUUCAAGGCGCCAUUGAUCAUUGAUUGGUCUAACAACUUGAUUGCCGGUGAUGAUAAGGGGUUGGAUCGUAUCAUGGCCAACUAUUUAGCAUGUGGCAUCCAGGACUCUCACAAGAAUGUCUUACACGAAGACUCUUUGGUGGAGGCUGAGAUAAUAGAGGAAAAGACCUCUUCUGGUGGUGACAAUGAUCACACUGAUAAUAAUGCUAAUAAUGCAGGGUAUGCGACUCAAGGCUCUCCUAGACGCACCAAUUCCAGAUAUAACCGUAACGAUAUAAUACACCCACACGUUGCAGAAUUUGCAGAUUUGUUUUAG
Debaryomyces fabryi is the source of this 792-nucleotide messenger RNA. RefSeq lists its product as uncharacterized. The record is from RefSeq and is a predicted model, not a curated record. Gene Ontology annotation, molecular function: oxidoreductase activity. Bases 1 to 792 code for a protein of 263 amino acids. The transcript has a single exon. Lineage: Eukaryota; Fungi; Ascomycota; Pichiomycetes; Serinales; Debaryomycetaceae. Gene Ontology annotation, cellular component: mitochondrion.